Brassicogethes aeneus is the source of this 1507-nucleotide messenger RNA. The record is from the annotation of a GenBank genome assembly. Lineage: Eukaryota; Metazoa; Arthropoda; Insecta; Coleoptera; Nitidulidae.
CCUGAAACCACUAUACAAACAUCAAAUUUUUAUUGACAGCGUGUUUGUUGUUUAAGAUUUAAACUUAUUGUUGUUUUUUAAUUGUAAAAAACCAACGCAAUGUUAUACUUGGAAGAUUAUUUGGAGAUGAUUGAGCACUUACCUCAGGAAUUAAGAGACAGGUUCACAGAGAUCAGAGAAAUGGAUUUAACAGUGCAUAACAAUACAGAUGAAUUGGAGAAACGAGUGAAAACCUUCUUCAGCGACUGCAAAAGACAUGGUGAACUACCUCCAACGGUAGAUAUAGAAUUUCAAGCUAUAAGGAAAGAGUAUUACAAAGCACUGGAAGAUGCAGACGAAAAAGUGCACGUUGCAAACCAAAUGUACGAUUUGGUUGAUAAAUACUUACGGAGGUUAGAUACAGAGCUGCAUAAGUUUAAAUGUGAGCUGGAGGCAGACAAUAAAGGUAUUACGGAAGUUUUGGAGAAGAGGUCGUUUGAAUUGGACACUCCGAUGAGCAAUUCAAGUAUGACAUCCCAGCAGCAAAAAGAAAAUAGAUAUGAAAGUUCCAGUUCAUUUAGGUACAGUAGACCCAGGACGGAAAAAAGGAGAGACAGUAGCGCCUCUUUCGGGGAGAAAAGGCAAGCUUUGACAGCCAGUCCUUCCGUACCUAUAACCGAUAUAAGACUUGCAACUGUGCAGGCACCGCCCACCCCAGGUCAAUCUUACGCUUUGGGGAGCCAUAAGGGCGCCGGACCUGCAAUUGCAGCUGCAGCUUCGCAGGCUAUCGCAGCUACGCAACAAAUGCAGCAAGGAAGAAGAACGGCCAGCUUGAAAGCUUCGUACGAAGCUAUUAAUCCUCCAACAGGUCACAGCAGCAGUAGCAGCAGCGAAUUUAGUAUUGGAAGAGAAUUAGCUGGUGCCGCACAAACCGCCAUUCAAGCCAUACAACAGGACAGCGCAAACAACAAGAAAAAGCAAAAGAAAUGGGGGGGGUGGCAGCACCGCCAGCACGAGUUCCACCAGUUCCACCUCCACUUCCUCAGGUUCGGUGGUGGCGCCGCCCGCGGCGGUGGCCGCAACUGUCGAAGCCGGUCCUUCGGACGCGGCUGCGCAGGCCGCAGAAGUGACCGAGGCCGAAUGGACGUACGACCCGAACGAACCUCGCUAUUGCCUUUGCAAUCAGGUCUCCUACGGCGACAUGGUUGCCUGCGAUAAUGCGGACUGCCCAUCGGAAUGGUUCCACUACCCUUGCGUGGGCAUCACCGCCCCCCCCAAAGGUAAGUGGUACUGUCCCCAGUGCACCGCCACGAUGAAACGGAGGGGCGGCAGGAAGAACUGAUAGCGGCGUUGCCAUUCCCGGCUCAAGAGGAUCGGGUUUGGUAAAAACAAACGUUAAAUGCACGCGCCAAAACUUUUUUCCUAUUCGGUGGUUAUUUUUUUUGUUUUAAUUGAAGGCCGACAUUUUUUGUUUUUGUGAACUGUUUUUUUAACAUGCCACUUACAAAACUAGCAUUUUAUACUUCUG